Molecule: messenger RNA, 474 nt
Organism: Trichoderma breve
Lineage: Eukaryota; Fungi; Ascomycota; Sordariomycetes; Hypocreales; Hypocreaceae
Product: rhodanese-like domain-containing protein
Exons: 1
Coding region: 1-474 (157 amino acids)
Source: RefSeq, a predicted model, not a curated record
AUGUCAAAACAUAUUCCUCCACCUGGUGCCAGAAGCAUCAAUGAGAUCCUUGCCGAGGCACGCACUCACCUCACUCGCGUAACUCCGGCCCAGCUUCUUACAGAAUUGCAAUCAUCCUCAUCUCAUGGCCCAACCCACAUUGUGGACAUCCGACCAGCCGCCCAGCGGGAGCGAGAGGGCGCCUUGAACUUCCCCGACGCGCCGCUAUUCGACGCAUCUACCACUAAGCAUACCAUUAACAUUAUUGAGCGCAACGUGCUGGAGUGGCGCCUAGAUCCGCAAAACGAGGCCCGGAUCAAGGAGAUUGUGGACGAGUUUGGAUACGACACGCGGGUCAUUGUGUCGUGUUCAGAGGGCUACACAAGUUCGCUAGCAGCGAGGGAACUGCAAAAGCUGGGAUUAUCGCGAGCAACGGAUUUGGAAGGUGGGUAUUGGGCUUGGAAGCGGUAUUUGGAUGACAGACAAGCACCUUAG